Molecule: messenger RNA, 675 nt
Organism: Boleophthalmus pectinirostris (great blue-spotted mudskipper)
Lineage: Eukaryota; Metazoa; Chordata; Actinopteri; Gobiiformes; Gobiidae
Gene: tmem98
Product: transmembrane protein 98
Exons: 6
Coding region: 1-675 (224 amino acids)
Cellular component (GO): endoplasmic reticulum
Source: RefSeq, a predicted model, not a curated record
AUGGAGACGGUGGUGAUUGUGGCGAUCAGCAUCCUGGCGGCCAUUUUCCUGGCCUCGUUCGUGGCGCUGGUUGUUGUCUGCAAACACCGCUACUGCCACCCUCAUGACCUGCUGCAUCAGUUCGACUCCAAGCCCACAGUUGACCUUAUUGGAGCUAUGGAGACUCAGAGUGAACCGUCUGAGCUGGAGUUGGAUGAUGUCGUAAUCACAAACCCUCACAUAGAAGCCAUCUUGGAGAAUGAAGAUUGGAUAGAGGACGCAUCUGGCUUGGUCUCACACUGCAUCUCGAUUUUAAAGAUUUGUCACACGCUAACAGAAAAGCUGGUUGCUAUGACAAUGGGCUCAGGAUCAAAGGUCAAAGCACCAGCCAGUCUCAGUGAUAUUAUAACUGUGGCCAAACGCAUCAGUCCACGAGUGGAUGAUGUGGUCAGGUCUAUGUACCCACCGCUGGACCCAAUCCUCCUGGACGCUCGGGCCACUGCUCUGCUCCUCUCCGUCAGUCACUUGGUGCUGGUGACCCGAAACGCGUGCCACAUGUCCGGGAGUCUGGACUGGAUCGAACAAUCCCUGAACGCCGCCGAGGACCACAUGGUCGUGCUGAGAGAGGCUGCUCUCGCCUCGGAACCAGAGCGGGGCUUUCCUGCUCCAGAGCCACAAAGAGAACAGGCCAUUUAA